AUGCUGAGGACCAUGGAGACACUCUUGAAAAUGCUCCUCCUGAGCGUGGUAUUGCUGAGCCCCAACUCCCAGGCUUUUAAUAGUGAGCUGGUGAAAUGCUUUGAUGACCCUCAAUAUGAAGAGCUGCUUGGGCUAUUGCAAGGUGGCCUGGGAGCACCCACUGAAAAGAAGAGUGUGGUAGUGAUUGGAGCAGGCAUAGCUGGGCUCACUGCUGCCAAAGUCCUACAGGAUGCAGGUCACCAGGUGACUGUGCUAGAAGCUUCUGGACGAGUAGGUGGGAGGAUUGAGACUCACCGUGUGCCUGGAGCAAAGUGGUAUGCUGAACUCGGUGCCAUGAGGAUCCCUGCCAACCACAUGCUUUCUCGUGAACUCAUCAGUCAAUUUGGAUUAAAGCUGAAUGAGUUCUCCAGAUAUGAUGACAGAACAUGGGUCCUCAUCAAUGGAGUACGUCGACGGACUGGGGAAGUACAAGCCAAUCCUGGACUCCUUGGUUACCCUGUCCGGUCAGAUGAAAAGGGGAAAACAGCUGACAAAUUGUUUGAUGAAUCCCUGAGGAAGGUGGUAGAAGAGCUGAAAAGGAGCAAUUGCAGCCAAAUUCUAGAAAAGUAUGAUUCCUUUUCCACUAAGGAAUAUCUGAUUAAGGUAGGAAAUCUGAGCAGAGGAGCAGUGCAGAUGAUUGGUGAUCUCAUGAACGCUGAUGCUGGUUACUAUGAAGCCUUCACUGAGACCUUAAGAGGAGUCAUUUCCUUCUUCCAGAACCCCCAGUUUGAGGAAAUUACUGGUGGCUUUGACCAACUCCCCAAGGCCUUACAUGACUCCCUCAUCCCUGGCACUGUCCACCUCCAUUCACAAGCAGAGGAGGUGAUAAGGGAUGGGAACCAUGUCCAUAUCGUCCAUCAGACACCAGACCCACUUCAGCCUCGGGCCCACCUGACUGCUGACUAUGCCAUUGUGGCCACGACGGCCAAGGCUGCCCGGCUCCUCCACUUCCACCCACCCCUGUCUCCUGGUAAAGAAGAUGCCCUGCGCUCAGUCCACUACAAUAGUGCCACCAAGGUGAUCCUGGCCUGCACCAAGCGCUUCUGGGAGCAGGAUGGUAUUUAUGGCGGGAAGUCUAUAACAGAUCGCCCCUCCCGAUUUAUCUUCUACCCCAAUCAUGACUUCCCAAAUGGAACGGGUGUCAUCUUGGCCUCUUACACCCUGGAUGAUGAUUCUACCUUUUUUGCUGCUAUGGAUCAAAAACGGGUAGUGGACGUAGUGUUAGAGGAUCUGGCUGCUGUCCACAAUCGCCCCAAAGAAGAGCUUCGGGCCCUUUGCCCCUACUCUGUGGUCAAGCGUUGGAACCAAGAUCCCUAUUCCAUGGGCUGCUUUGCCUUCUUUACUCCUUACCAAUAUGUAGACUACUCCCAGGAGCUCUUCCAGCCUGAAGGGAGGAUACACUUUGCAGGGGAGCACACCACACUCCCUCAUGGUUGGAUUGACACGGCAAUCAAGUCUGGCCUUCGAGCAGCCCAGGGUAUCCAAGAAAAGGUGGGAUUAUUAAAACAAGAUAAGGAAGCCAGAAAAGAGAAUGGGCCUAGGAAUGAAUUGUAA
Molecule: messenger RNA, 1593 nt
Organism: Gracilinanus agilis (Agile Gracile Mouse Opossum)
Lineage: Eukaryota; Metazoa; Chordata; Mammalia; Didelphimorphia; Didelphidae
Product: L-amino-acid oxidase-like
Exons: 7
Coding region: 1-1593 (530 amino acids)
Biological process (GO): amino acid catabolic process
Molecular function (GO): polyamine oxidase activity; L-amino-acid oxidase activity
Source: RefSeq, a predicted model, not a curated record